AUGUCGUCUGUCGUUUCACGUAAAAAACUAAUUGUUAAGCAGUUGUUACGAGAGGGUGUCAGGGAACUUAGUUUAGAAAUGAUUAACCAGCUUCACCGCAAACAGAGACGAUGGUGGGUCAGGCCAUGGAUACAAAGAAGGGAAGAAUUAGGGGCAUCGUCAAGACUUCUCAACGAACUGAAAGAAGAGGAUCCAGAAACAUACAGAAAUGUUUUAAGAAUGACGGCCCCUCAAUUUCAAGAAUUGUUAGAAUUAGUUGAACCUUUAAUUAAAAAACAAGAUACAGUAUUCAGACAGGCAAUCCCGUGUAAAACGAAGCUGGAAAUUACUCUAAGAUAUCUCGCAACUGGAGAUAGUUUUAGGUCUCUAGCGUUAUUGUUUAGAGUACCGCACAACUCAAUUUCAGUUUUUUUACCUGCAGUGAUGUCCGCUAUUUAUGAAGUUCUCCAACCAUUUAUUAAAGUACCAGAGACAACGAUCCAGUGGGAGGAGAUCCAGAAAGGAUUUGAGUAUAAAUGGAAUUUCCCUAACCUCUGUGGGGCUCUGGAUGGGAAACAUAUUCGAAUUAAACGGCCUCCUAAUUCGACAUCAAUGUUUUUCAACUACAAGGGAACUUAUAGUAUUGUGUUAUUUGCUAUGGUAGAUGCAGACUAUUGUUUUAGAUAUAUAGAUGUUGGACAAGAUGGUAGAGCCAAUGACAGCACUGUAUUCAAGAACUCCACAUUAAAAAUAGCACUUGAACAAAACCUCCUCAAUUGGCCAAAAGGAGGACUUUGCGUAGGAGAUGAUGCUUUUUGCCUGACAACAUACUGUUUGAAACCUUUUUCACACAGAGGCCUAACAGUAGAAGAGAGAGUCUUCAAUUAUCGACUAUCGAGAGCCAGGCGCGUUGUUGAAAAUGCGUUUGGUAUUUUGGCUAGUAGGUUUCGUGUUUUUAACACGCCUAUACCACUAAAUGUGAACACCGUAGAAAUUUUAGUGAAAACGGCUUGCUCUCUACACAACUGGCUACGACAGACUUCUCCCAGAACAUAUUUUCCUUCAGGAUCUGUGGACGAUGAAGACUUAAACACGGGGGUUAUAGCACCAGGGGCGUGGCGAGACAUGCCGAGCUUAAUGCUCCCAAUAGACCGCCUGUAUUCUUCAAAUAAUUAUGGUCGAACUGGUGAAGAGGUUCGGCAGUGGUACAUGCAUCAAUUUAUGACAAAAUUAUCAGUUCCAUGGCAAAUGACGUCAAUUGGUAUAGAACCAACACAAGCAGUCGAAAAUGCAGUCGAAAAUGAAUAA
Molecule: messenger RNA, 1287 nt
Organism: Macrosiphum euphorbiae (potato aphid)
Lineage: Eukaryota; Metazoa; Arthropoda; Insecta; Hemiptera; Aphididae
Source: the annotation of a GenBank genome assembly